Messenger RNA from Myotis davidii, 4507 nucleotides. It is a transcript of the gene OSMR, whose product is annotated as oncostatin M receptor. Gene Ontology annotation, molecular function: protein binding; cytokine receptor activity. The coding region runs from base 31 to 2949 and encodes 972 amino acids. Gene Ontology annotation, cellular component: external side of plasma membrane; membrane. Gene Ontology annotation, biological process: immunoglobulin mediated immune response; cytokine-mediated signaling pathway. Lineage: Eukaryota; Metazoa; Chordata; Mammalia; Chiroptera; Vespertilionidae. The transcript is spliced from 17 exons. The record is from RefSeq and is a predicted model, not a curated record.
UUAUUUAUUUUUUUCAGGAAACCAGAACCUAUGGCGCCCAUGGCAGUCUUUCAGACAUCAUUCCUCUUGGCAUUGCUGCCUUUGAGUGCUCACCAGAGCGAAGUCUCGUCCGAACCUUUAUCGCUGAAUGUGUCCAUCAGUUCCGCACAGCAGCGUUUGCAUCUAAAAUGGAGUGUCCACAACCUGACUCAUCCGGAAUUGAAAAUGGCUUUUCAGAUUGAGAUCAGUAGAAUUAACAAAUCCAAUGUCAUCUGGGUGGAGAACUAUAGCACCACUGUGCAGCAGAACCAGACCCUGCACUGGACAUGGGAAUCUGAGCUGCCUCUGGAAUGUGCGACACACUUUGUAAGGAUAUGGGGGAAGGAGGAUGACGCCUGGGCCCCCCACCAGAGGGUCUGGAGCAGCUGGAGCUCAUGGGUGAAAGUGGAUGCUCAGAGUUUGCUUGGACAAGGCCCGCCGCUUGUUUUCCCUAUAGAUAAGCUGGUGGAGGAGGGAUCCAAUGUCACCGUCUGUUACGUUUCUAGGCACAGUCAGAGUAACGUAUCCUGUCUCUUGCAUGGCCAACGGAUCCCCAGAGAGCAGCUGGACACACACGUGUCUGUGUUCACCUUGACGAAUGUUUCCUUCAUUAGCACCUGGGGAUCGAACUUCUACUGUGAGAACGACCCAGACAUCAUAGCCGGCGCCGAACCGGGCACGGUUCUCUUUGUCUCUAAAGUACUUGAGGAGCCCAAGGGCUUUUCUUGUGAGACUCGGGACUUCAGGACUUUGAACUGCACUUGGGAUCCCAGGAGCGACACUGACCUGCCGAAAUACCGCUCCCAACGCUACGCUUUAUUUGAAUCAUUUUCCGGGAAAACGAAAUCCUGUGAACAAAAAAACUGGUGUACUUGGCAAGUAGCUCAAGACUCACAAAUGUAUAACUUUACACUCAUAGCUGAAAACUACUUCAGAAAGAGGAGUGUCAAUCUUCUCUUCAACCUGGCGCACCGAGUUCACCCAAUGACUCCCUUUAAUGUGCUAUUUGAAAGUGUAAGCACCGCAAAUGCCACCAUGACCUGGAAGGUCCAUUCCCUGGGGAAUUUUUCCACGUUUUUGUGUCAGGUUGAACUCCAUGGCGAAGGAAGAGCGAUACAACAGCACAAUGCUUCCAGCCAGGUGGAUGGUCAGUACUUCUUCAGCGGUCUGGCCCCCGCCACAGAGUAUGCGGCCCGAGUGCGCUGUGCUGCCAAGCACUUCUGGAAAUGGAGUGAAUGGGCUGGCCAGAACUUCAGUACACUCCAAGCUGCUCCCUCCAAGGCUCCUGAUGUCUGGAGAAGCGUGAGGUCAACGCUGGGAUCUUGUAAUGUCACUUUAUUCUGGAAGCCACUGUCCAAAUCGCAGGCCCAUGGGGAGGUUCUUUUCUACAAUGUAGCUACCGAAUUCCUGGGCAGACCGUCCAGCUCAAAGCUCUUCUCCAUCCCUGCUCCGGCCACCGGCACAGAACUAAGCCUUGAUGGGUGCUCGCACAAAAUCCGCGUCACCGCCAGCAACAGUGCGGGCACGUCUCCCGCGUCUGUGAUGGCCAUCAGGGACCCCGGGAACCAAACAGCAGAGGUUAAAGAAGAAAGAAUUCAAGGCACAGAGGACGGAGUCUCUAUGUCCUGGAAACCGCCACCUGGAGAUGUCAUAGGCUACGUGGUGGACUGGUGUGAUGGUCCCCAGGAGUCGUCCUGCGAUCUCCAGUGGGAAAACCUGGGCCCCAAUGCCACCAGCACCAUCAUCAGCUCAGAUGCUUUCAGACCAGGAGUCCGAUACAACUUUAGGAUUUAUGGAAUUUCUCCAGAAAGUACGGCCUAUUUAUUGGAGAGAAAGACAGGAUACUCCCAGGAGCUAGCUCCUGCAAACAACCCUCGCGUGAACAUAAGCAACCUGACACAGCACUCCUUCACUCUGAGUUGGGAGGAUUACGCCACUGACUCCCAGCCUGGUUUCAUCCAAGGGUACCGCAUCUACCUGCGAUCCAAGGCAGAGCAGUGCCCCCCGGAGUUCACAAAGGCAGACCUCCCAGAUAACUCAGAAGGUUGCAAACAUGACAUCGAUAACCCAGAGCAAAAGACAUUUGUUGUGGAGAACCUGCAGCCGGAAUCCUUCUACGAGUUCCUGGUCACUCCGCGCACGAGGGCCGGUGAGGGCCCGGCCCACCCCUUCGGCAAGGUCACCACCCGUGAGCAGCAUGCCCAUGCACUGAUCCGCACCAUCCUCCCCAUGGUUUUCCUCCUCCUGCUCCUCACGGUCCUGUGCUAUGUGAAGAGUCAGUGGAUGAAGGAGACAUGUUAUCCUGACAUUCCAGACCCGUACAAGAGCAGCGUCCUGUCCUUACUAAAACCCAAGGAGAACGCCCACCUGACAAUCAUGAGUGCCCAUGACUGCAUCCCCGACAAGCUGGAGGUGGUGAACAAGCCCGAGGGGAUUAAGGCCCAGUUCCCAGGCGCCAGGAAGUCGCUGGCAGAAACGGACCGCACUAAGCACGACUACAUUUACCUCCUGCCCACGGAGAAGAGCUCCGUGGGCCCGGGCCCUGGCAUCUGCUUUGAGAACUUGACCUAUAAUCAGGCAGCCCCUGACGCUGGGUUCUGUGGCCCCGUCCCAGCACCCCAUACAGCCCCCCCAGGGAUGGGGGGCCUUCUGACUGCACCUGGGAAUUUGCUGAGGUCCCUAGAGCCGAGCUACAUGAACUCCUCCGGGGAAACCCCAGCCGGAGAGACCACUCUGAAUUACGUGUCCCAGGUGGCCUCACCCACAUCUGGGCACAAGGACAGUCCCCCAACAAAUUCCCUGGAGCUAGCACCCCGUUCCGAGUACAGAAUGCAAAUGGCUAUCCCCCCGGGUCUUGCCUCACCUUCCCCGAAUGAGAAUAGCAGUCUCUCCUCCAUGAGCUUUUUGGGUCCAGGCGAACACCGCGGCUAAGCAUACAUCCCUUUCACACCUUCACACGGUUACAGAGACACCGAGAAGCACGGCCGGCCCCACCCCAUCGCCAGGCCCCCACGGCGGGGAGGUCUGCGUCAGACAAGAUCACUGCCAUCGCGCUAGGUUUCCAAGUUCAGAAGCCAUGAAACUGACCUCCCUCCCUCGCAGCAGGCUCGCUGUGGAAACGCCCGCGUUGUAGGAGCGGGGACCCUGCUUACCUGGUGGCUGCAUGUCCCAGGCUCGCCUUGUAACAGCCUCCCUGGCCCCCCUCGCAGGGGCAGACCCCAUCCUUGCAGUCCCGGGCAGGGCGGCUACGGUCCUGGAAUUCAGCCUGUCACCAGAAAGGUUUCCAUUAAGUUCCACCCCCACGUUUCCUAACUUAAGGUUAAAGGAACCAGAUUGAAGCCUUUAAUUGAAAAGGCUACCGGCGUUUCGUUCCUAGAGCCUACGUUGUCAGUGUUUACUGAUUCUAGGUGCAUUUCAUGAAAAUGUCACAGAUGUCUGAGACCGACACAGGUUGGACUUGUCUCGCAGUGACAAGAACUGGCCGUGCAUUGGCGCAGUAAAAACUCCUGGGGCGCAGGCCUUGCCUAACAGAUGAGAGUGCACGUGUCGGAAGACCGCCACCCUGUCCCCUCUCACUCACCACCGUCAGAGGGACUGGCCAGGGACUCCCAGUGUCAGGAUAACGGCGCUCCCGCUGGGUGGACGCCGGUCUGCCACCGGAAUUGUGGAUGACUACCUCAGAGAGAGGAAAGCGCAGCAUUGAGUAGUUCCGUUUACUUCCCAUGGUUCCUCUUUUCUUUCAAGAACUGCCAGGUACGUGGCCUGUGUUCAUGUGGCAUCCUUUGGACUGUGCAGCAGGUGGUCAGGGCCAAGUACCCCCUCCCUCUCAUCUAUAUGUCUGCAUUAGCAAGUGAAGCCACGCCGCGGGGCCCGUUUGGGCAGAGCUCCUAGAGGCCACCUGGAGGGAACUCGCUUCUGGCUCAGCAGCCUCGUCUCCUUGAACCUGUGCAUGCGAGCCGCGCAGCAGGUGCUACAUGCACGCAGCUCCUUCCUCUGCCGCCUGCCCGCCCGUCAGCUGCAAUGUGGAUCGAUCACAUUUCUAAACAAGCACACCUGGGGGUGCCGUUUGCCCAAUGAAGACGGCACUGCCUCUGCCUCUGGUACCCCAUGACCCGCACUCCACACUCAACCCCACGGAGAGAGGGAGGAAAGGACCCGCCUAAAGCCAGGUGGCUGUCAGCCGGCCUCCGUGUACCUGCACACACCAGGGCUUCUGUUCGGGCUCUUCACCGCUGUGCUCGCAUGUAUUUAAGCCUUUUCCCAACACAGUACCAACGAGUAUCUCAGUUAGUAAUUCCAAGAGGACCCUGGGUUCAGUGUUGUCAUUUAGCCUCGUGUUUGUCACAACGCAAUCGUAAAAGCCCACAGAGAUGUCAGUGGCAGUGAUGACUGACUUGUAAAGUCUUUCAUAGUUUCUUUAAAAAAUAAUGCCUGCCCUGGAAGUCGUUUUUGUUGUAACAAGCUCUCAUUAAAGUGUUACACCCCUGUU